AUGGCUUUAUUGUCGGAACGAGUGGUAACAGCAGUUCCACCCCCUGCUGGCUAUACGGUCGACUUGCAGCACCCUCGGACUCAGUAUAUCACAGUUUCAUGGGUCGUGCAGAUUGUAGGCCUCGCUAUCGCCUUCUUCUUUGUCAUACAGCGGCUAUAUGUCAAGAUUCAUGUGCGGCGGAGGUUUGGUUGGGAUGAUGACUCACCGUGUGUUAUCGUACAGAGCACGUCGGUUGCCACCCAAGUUAUCAUCUUGAGGUCGAUAGCUGAAGGCUGGAUGGGCAUUCAUGCAUGGGAGAUGCCACUCGAGUCGUUCUUGAAGUUUAGCUUUUGGAACGGCUACGUCAACCUCCUCAUAUACUGCUGGACACCAUGGGCAUGCAAGACGGUGAUUUUGCUCUUCUAUUUGGACAUCAAUAGCGUGUCACAGCGUUUCCGAGCCGCCGUCUACGUCAUCAUGUUCAUUGUCUCGGGGACCUUUGUGAGCAUCUUUUUCAGCUCCAUGUUUGCCUGCAAUCCGAUCCCAAGGGCGUACGAUUCGAGCGUUCCUGGGACAUGUUAUAAUCGGCUGGCCCAAUAUAAUGCCUAUGCUAUUCUUGGGGUGAUCACGGAUCUUAUGAUCAUCUUGUUACCGGUCCCCAUGGUCGUUGGGUUGCAUACCUCCAUCAGGAGGAAGAUUGGGCUGUUGGCGUUCUUUUUAAUCGGCUCGCUGACCUGCAUCACAUCCCUCGUGCGACUUAUCUUACUCAUAAAGGAUCUCAAUUUGGCGGAUAUCACCUGGAAUGGCAUCUAUAUCAACCUGUGGAUCUCUAUCGAGGCCAACCUUCUCAUCAUCUGCUCAUGCCUAUCGACCCUCCGGCUCUUUUUCCAUACCGUCAGCCCGGGCCUCUUCUCGACCCCCAACAACACCACCAACGCGGGGAGCGGGCCUUCGGACGUCCCGCUACAAACAAUCGGCGGCAGCGGGGCAAAGAUGAGACGGAAGCGCUCGGAGUACAGCCGGUUCGGCGAGCCCAGCGACCGCACGAUUUUCGGAACGGCGACGGCAUUCAAUGUGACAAUAGAGGGAGGUGGCGGCGACGGCGGGCAUGAGGUGGAGGGCCACAAGGGCGGUGCAGGAGUGUCUGCGGGUUGGCCCGAGGACAGCUCGAGCGAGACGGCUAUCGUGCAGACUAGAACGACGGAGAUCAGUUUCUCGAAAGCGAGUUGUAAGGGAAAGGACUAA
Cryphonectria parasitica EP155 is the source of this 1224-nucleotide messenger RNA. RefSeq lists its product as uncharacterized. Lineage: Eukaryota; Fungi; Ascomycota; Sordariomycetes; Diaporthales; Cryphonectriaceae. The record is from RefSeq and is a predicted model, not a curated record. Bases 1 to 1224 code for a protein of 407 amino acids. The transcript is spliced from 8 exons.